Molecule: messenger RNA, 1965 nt
Organism: Nelumbo nucifera (sacred lotus)
Lineage: Eukaryota; Viridiplantae; Streptophyta; Magnoliopsida; Proteales; Nelumbonaceae
Gene: SGR5
Product: C2H2-like zinc finger protein
Cellular component (GO): nucleus
Molecular function (GO): DNA-binding transcription factor activity
Source: RefSeq, a predicted model, not a curated record
CUGAUGUUUAUUAAGGUGGACUCCCUACUACAAAACCUGAUGAAGGAGAGGAGUGGAUGAAGGAAAGAAAGCUGAUAGAAAAGCUGAAAGCUUAAAGCUGAAAGAAAGCUGAUAGCCGAAAGAGAGCUCCUUUCCUCAUGUUCUAGCUGUAUCUCUCUCUGUCUCUCUCUCUUGCACUUCUUCCAUUACCAGUAAUUGUAUCUUUAAAGCCUGAGAGAGAAACAGCACCAAUAUCAACAACAGCGGCAUAGAAGAAAGAAGAAAGUGAGCGAGGAAUCUCUUUGGUGGGAUAUUUGAGGAGAUAACCACAAAACAAAAGUGAGAAAAGAAAUUCCCAUGUUAGCCAGCAAUUCCUCCCCUAGUCUUCCAUCUUCUGAGGCAUUUACUUGCUUAGAAAAUGGAAAUAACAACAACAAGAGAAAAAGAAGGCCAGCCGGAACUCCAGAUCCCGACGCCGAGGUGGUUUCCCUAUCACCGAAGACGUUAUUGGAGUCAGACCGCUAUGUCUGCGAGAUCUGCAAUCAGGGAUUCCAGAGAGACCAGAACCUCCAGAUGCACCGACGUCGGCAUAAGGUGCCGUGGAAGCUGCUCAAGAGGGAAACACCAGAGGUUCGAAAGAGAGUGUUUGUAUGCCCAGAGCCCAGCUGCUUGCACCAUGACCCUUGCCACGCACUGGGCGAUCUCGUCGGCAUAAAGAAGCAUUUUAGAAGGAAGCACAGCAAUCACAAGCAAUGGGUGUGCGAGAAGUGCUCGAAAGGAUACGCUGUUCAAUCAGAUUACAAGGCUCAUCUCAAAACCUGUGGCACCAGAGGCCAUUCCUGUGACUGUGGCCGUGUCUUCUCGAGAGUGGAGAGUUUCAUUGAACACCAAGACGCUUGCAAUGCCGGGCGUCUCAGAACUGAGUUGCAGACACUACAAUCAGCCUGUCUGUCUCGAACAACUUCAAGCCGGAGCCCAUCAAGCGACACAAAUUUCAGUACAGCUCCUUGGCCGGGAUUGAGAAUGCAAAAGCCGACAGAACCCGUCUUCUUAUGCCCGGAACGGAAUAAUCCUUCAGUCAUAGAACAACGCCACAAUCUGGAACUUCAGCUGUUACCUUCAUCGAAUCCUCUCUCGAACACCUUUGAUGUAUCGGUUUCCCCAAAUUCAGACGAAAACCAGGCUACCCAGCUGCAGCUUUCUAUUGGAUCAUGCGAUCAUGGCGAGAAAAUCGAAUCACACAAUGGCAGUUCGAGCAAAAAUGCAGGUAGGGUCUCUCCUAGAGACAAGAAAGCCAUUGAAGAACCAGCUUUGGCAACUUCUAGGUUGAAAGAACAGGCGAGGGAGCAGCUACGGUUGGCCAUGGCAGAGAAGGCCUUUGCCGAAGAGGCGAGACAACAAGCGAAGCGGCAGAUUGAAUUGGCUGAGCAGGAGUUCGCAAACGCCAAGCGAAUCAGGCAACAAGCUCAAGCCGAACUUGACAAAGCUCAGAUUCUGAAGGAACACGCGACAAAGCAAAUCAACUCUACCAUUCUACAAAUCACUUGUCACGCCUGCAAGCAACAGUUCCAAGCGUCGACGUUAGUCGCACCUCCUGAUGAAAACUCUCUCGUCAUUAGUUAUAUGUCUUCAGUAAUAACAGAAGGUGAGGGUGAGAAUGAUAACAAAACUCAUCAAGCAAAAAUAUCCAAAGCAUAGAUCUUUCUUUCUCUCUCUCUCUCUCUCUCUCAAGAUUUCUAUCUAGACCUACUUCUUCUAUUACUGUACCAGGUGGGGUGUUGUAAUUAUCGUUGAAUGUUGGUUAACGGGAUUUUUAUUACCUGCAAUGUUGUGUUCGUUUUGUUUAUUUUUUCAUUUUUUCAAGGAAGGGAAAGGAGACUGCCACGGUGGGUUAGCUUUUUGUUUUUCAGUCAAAAUUUUCUCGUGAUCGAACUGUUUGUAUUUUGGUUAUAAUUACAGAAAAUUCUCAUGCAAACGUUUCCUUCA